AUGGAGGAGAGAGAUCUACGAAAGCUUUUGCAGACGAAGAACGGAUGCCGAGUGCCGCCUUUGCCGCCCAUACCGGAUGUACACAUGAUGGACAACUUACCUUUUACACCUUUACCACCAUAUAAUCGAAUUAAGGACAAGCAAGCAAAAUUUCGUAAAUUAUUGGAGGCGAAAGCUACCGACCAGAAAGUGAAGAUCGCUCGUGCGCCUGUACAGCGCCGCGAGAGAGACUUCCUUGAGAUAUCCGAGGACCGACACAUUGCCGCGUUACGAGAAUGUGCCAAAAACAUUAAACCACCGCCAAUGCUCAAGUCGUGGGAAAGGAAGAUUAGAAGCCUGAUACCUUCUAAACUGCGAAAUGCUUUCCCAGCUCUUACCGAAGAACUCAUUAAUGAAAGCAAAACUGAGUGGGACAAAAAACUACAUGAAUUUGCAGUUAAAACUAUCAUUCGCGACGUUCCUGGCGUUUCUCGGGAGCGGUAUCGAGAACCAUAUUUUAAAUUUAAUGGAAGAACAGAACACCACGAAAAAAUGCUAAAACGUAGAAAGAAAAUACAAACCGAAGCGUUAAGCUUACAUCCAUUUGUAAGGCUUAUACUUCAAUCAGCCGAAAAAAUGUUCCCGCAUUGUAUAAUCAAAUUAAAGAAUUACCGUUUGAAAGGGGCUAUACAUUUAGAAGAGUUCGAGAUGAAAAUAAUGGAGGAAAUUAAACGUGCAGACUAUCUUGUUUCAAGUACGUGGUAUAAUGUUUUAAUUAAAUGGAUGAAAAAUCCUAGAUGUUUAAAAAACAUGCGCCCGAAAAAGAUACCAGAAUUUGUAAGUUGCGCUACAAAAAUGAUAUCCAUUCAAAUACAAGAACUGAUGCGUCACUCGAUUAAUGCUAUAAUAGAUGACCUCGAAGAUCCUGAAUGUGUUCCGAUUUUACGUUUAGAGCUACGUUUCGAUGGCGAAUUCUAUUAUCAUCCUACACUUAGUACACUUUUUAAAGUUUAUCACAAUAUUGCUGAUGCUAUUUCAAACAUUGCACAAAGACUUAUGCCUAUAGAGGAAUAUCUUAAGAUUCCAUAUUUUAAUGACGUUCUGCCUGUUGUGUACAAUGAGUGGUUGCGCAAAAACGGCCACGAGAGACUGCAAUCACGACUGGAGGAAGUAUACUUACCACUGUUUACGUAUCUUGAUGAAUUAAGAAGGAAGUACGAUAUGCUCUACGGUCAACCCGCCAAGACGGCCUUACUUCAAUUCAUUAAUGAAACAAAUGAUUUUGAACAAGCCCACAAUAAGAUCAAGUAUUUCCAAACAAUUGACUCUAAUAUAACUGCUACUCUUGAAAAUGAAUAUUUUAAUUGUGCUGUAGUCGGCCAAUUAGAAAUGGUGACUGGUUUAAAACAAAAAGCUAACGAAUUUAUUAACGAUAUUAUUGAUGGGUUGGUUAAAGCUCAUAUGAGCGAAAAUGACAGCAUUUGUUCAGAAUUUGAACAAAUUGCUGAAAAAGCUUUAAAGGAACCCAAAAAUGCCGCUGAAUUAAUAGAACAAGGUGUAUAUAUUCUAUAUGCCAAGACUGUCUUGGUCGAAGCUCUAAAAGAAAGAAUAAUGAAUCAAAUCAAUAUCAUAUCAAACCUUUUAGAAAUGACUUCUUUAACAAAGGAGCACGUCGACUCGAACACGCGUACCGUGAACUGGCUCACUGCUAUCAAACCUAUUUUUGAUAGAAAUGCUGCUUCAUAUGAAACCUUCAAAGCAGAUAUGGAAGAUAAUUUACAAAAAAAGAUAGCAUUUCUUAACAAAGAGAUAAGUGAAAUAACGCCUUAUAUAGAACUUCUAGACAGUAUGGACGACGUUAAUCAUACGCUAGAAUAUUUAGAAUACUUACGUAAACUUGCACAUCGCUUAGCAGAUUGCGAUAAACUAGUCAUUUGGAUUAAUAAUGAAGAGACUACCUUUAAAUUUCCCAAUACUAGUUAUCCCGAUUUGGAAGAGCUAAAAGAUUUAAUAAUUCCUUUUUAUAACUUGGUUCAUCUUGUACAUCGAUGGAAGCGCAGCUACUACACGUGGAUGGAUGGCCCAUUUGAAUUUAUGGACCAUUUACAAAUAGAUCAAGAUCAUGAUUUCUAUUACAAAGAAUUUUUAAAACUUUCAAAAAAUUAUAGGAACAAAAUAAAACAACAAAUUGCCGAAGGCGUCGAAAAACGAUUUCAAGGUUUGGUUGACGAUCCUGACGUUAAUAACAUGCCUGCUCCAAUGAAACUGUGUGCACAGGCUAUUGCGGAGCUCAAGGAAUGGCGACCGAACGUACAAAUGGCACAUAUAAUGUGUAACCCUGCAUUAGAACAAAGACAUUGGGAUGAUAUGUCAAUCAUAGCCGGCUUUGAUUUAACACCGACUGCUGGUACAACGUUAAGAAAAAUUAUUAACUUUAAUUUAUGGGACGAUAUUGAUCAAUACGAAAUUAUUAGUGUUGCUGCUACUAAAGAAUUAGCUUUGAUAACUAAUUUAAAUAAAAUGAUGGCUGAAUGGGUGGACAUUUGUUUUAAAACAAGUCCAUACAAGGAUACUGGUAUAUUUAUUCUUUCAGGCCUAGAUGAUGUUCAAAGUGUUUUGGAUGACCAUAUUGUUAAGACGAUUGGAAUGCGAGGAUCUGCAUUUGUUAAACCUUUCGAAGCUCAAGUUAAAGCAUGGUACGAAAAAAUUGUCAGAGUCAAUGCAACUAUUGAUGAAUGGGGCAAGGUACAAAGUCAGUGGUUAUAUUUAUUACCAAUAUUUUCAUCUAAAGAUAUUGUUGCUCAAAUGCCUGAAGAAGGAGUCAUGUUUGUCGAGGUAAAUAACAUUUAUCGCAGAUAUAUGGGCAGCGUAGACAAAGAUCCUCACGUUUUGGAAAUUGCUGGGGGUAUUGGAGUAUUAGAAUCAUUUAAAACUGCAUCAGCUUUGUUAGAAAAAAUUAACGACGGCGUGAAUGACUACUUAGAAAAGAAACGCUUAUAUUUUCCGAGGUUUUUCUUUUUAUCUAAUGACGAGAUGUUAGAGAUACUUUCAGAAACAAAAAAUCCUUUAAAAGUUCAGCCGCAUUUGAAAAAGUGUUUUGAAGGUAUAAACAGACUUGUAUUUGAUCCAGAAUUUAAUAUAAGUGCCAUGAUAUCAAUGGAAGGCGAACAAGUAGAACUUCUGGAAAUUAUUAAUGUAGCAGCUGCAAGAGGAUCUGUUGAAAAAUGGCUUGUACAAGUUGAAGAUCAAAUGCUCAGAGCAGUAAAAUCCGAAACGGAAUUAUCCUAUUACGACUAUCCAACAAUGGGACGUGUUGAGUGGAUUUUAUCCUGGGAAGGCAUGGUGGUACUAGCUAUAUCGCAAAUAUAUUGGGCGAUAGAUGUCACUGAAUGUUUAAAUACACAUAAACUGAGUGAACUUGAAAAUUUCCACACUAGUUUGACACAACAACUUAAUGAAACAGUUGGUGUUAUACGUCGCCCAGAUUUGACUAAAUUAAAUAGUAUAACUGUUAAAGCACUCAUAGUUAUUGAUGUUCACGCAAAAGAUGUCAUACUAGAAUUAAUCGGAAAAAAUGUGAUUGAAGUGACAGAUUUUCAAUGGUUGGCCCAGCUUCGAUAUUAUUGGGAAGAAGAAAAAGUAGCAGUAAAAAUAAUAAAUGCCGUCGUAGCCUAUGCUUAUGAAUACUUAGGAAAUUCAGAUCGCUUAGUUAUAACUCCUUUGACAGAUCGAUGCUAUCGGACUCUAAUAGGAGCUUAUUACUUACACUUAAAUGGUGCUCCUGAAGGUCCAGCCGGUACAGGCAAAACCGAAACCACCAAAGACUUAGCGAAAGCAUUAGCUGUACAGUGUGUCGUAUUCAACUGCUCAGAUGGCUUAGAUUACAAGGCUAUGGGUAAAUUUUUUAAAGGCUUAGCAUCGUGCGGUGCUUGGGUUUGCUUCGAUGAAUUCAACCGCAUCGAAGUAGAAGUCUUAUCUGUAAUAGCUCAGCAGAUUCUGUGCAUUGUUCAAGCCGUAAGACAGCAUUUAGAAGAAUUUGAAUUCGAAGGAACAACUUUAAAGUUAAAUCCAGCGUGCUAUGUGUGUAUUACAAUGAAUCCUGGGUAUGCAGGACGCUCUGAACUACCAGACAAUCUUAAAGUGCUAUUUCGAACAGUCGCCAUGAUGGUACCCGAUUAUGCCAUGAUAGGAGAAAUAUCAUUAUAUUCUUUUGGAUUUAUAGACGCUCGUAGUCUAUCUGUUAAAAUUGUUACAACUUAUCGCCUUUGCUCAGAACAGCUUUCUUCUCAAAAUCAUUACGACUAUGGAAUGCGAGCAGUUAAAACUGUAUUAUCUGCUGCAGGAAAUUUAAAAAGAAGUUUCCCAAACGAAAGUGAAAAGAUUCUUCUGUUAAGAUCUAUAAUUGAUGUUAAUUUACCUAAAUUUUUAUCUUUUGAUGUUCCCUUAUUUGAAGGUAUUAUAUCUGAUUUAUUUCCGGGCGUAACUUUGCCCAAGCCGGAUUAUGAAAACUUUUUAAAUGCCUGUAAAGAAAGAUGUGAAGUUAACAAUCUUCAGCCUAUGGAGUGUUUCUUGAUUAAAGUUAUACAGACUUAUGAAAUGAUGAUUGUCAGACAUGGAUUUAUGUUGGUUGGUGAUCCAUUCUCUGGUAAAUCGAUGACUUUAAAAAUAUUAUCAGAGGCUCUCUCGCUAAUGGAAGAAAAGAAUCAACCUGGUGGAUGUCAAUGUACAUAUAAAGUACUCAAUCCAAAAGCUGUAACAAUGGGUCAACUUUACGGAGCCUUCGACCCUAUAUCGUAUGAAUGGACUGACGGCAUCGUUGCGACUAUGUUUCGAGACUUUGCGUCUGAGGACACGCCUGUAAGGAAAUGGAUAGUUUUUGAUGGUCCUGUUGAUGCGGUAUGGAUUGAAAAUAUGAACACUGUAUUGGACGAUAAUAAGAAACUAUGCCUUACUUCAGGCGAAGUAAUUGCGAUGUCUAAUGUGAUGUCUAUGAUUUUUGAAGUAAUGGAUCUUUCACAGGCGUCUCCUGCCACCGUAUCGAGAUGUGGUAUGAUAUAUAUGGAAUCUGCAUCCUUUGGUUUCAUGCCUUUUUACAAAUCGUGGUUAAACACCUUAAAUCCUAUUUGGCUUGAAGAGAACGAAGAAUACAUUUUUAACAUGUGCGAAUGGUUAUUUGACCCUUUAGUUUUGUACGUACGUAGAGACUGUAACCAACUGAUAAAGGCUGGUGAAGUAAACUUAGUAAUUAGUACCUUACGGCUUAUAGAAAUGCUUAUGGACAACGCCAUUGAAGGCGAGGAAGACACAAAAUAUACGAGAACCUGGUUUAUAGCUUCUUUCAUGGCUGCACUAGUUUGGGGCGUUGGUGGAAUUUUGAAUAGUGACUCACGUGAUAAAUAUGACGAUCUUGUCAAAGAAUAUUUUAGAGGCGAUAGAGGUAUCCCACAAGAAAUAGAAAGAAUUGAUGUGUCCAUUCCAACAGAAGGUAAAUUAAUUGAUCAUUAUUAUCAGUACAAAGGCAAAGGUUGUUGGAAAUAUUGGCCAGAUACUUUAAAAACUGUUCAGGUAAAAGAACAAAUAAAUUUGUUGCAAACGGUUAUACCUACAUUGGAGACAGAAAAAUAUAUUUCACUUCUGAGACUUCACACUAAAUUUGCUAAUCCUUUAUUGCUAAUUGGACCAACUGGUACAGGAAAAAGUUUUUAUGUUCAAAAUUUUUUGAUGAACGAAUUAGAUAUGGAAAAGUAUACUCCAGGAUUUAUAACAUUUACAACGACAACUAGUGCUAAUCAAACCCAAGAAUUAGUAAUAUCAAAACUGGUCAAAAGAAGAAAGAAUAACUAUGGACCUACAAAAGGAAAGAGAGCAAUUAUAUUUAUUGAUGACAUGAACAUGCCUGCUAAAGAAGUGUAUGGUGCGCAACCAGCUAUAGAAUUAUUAAGGUUAUAUUUUGAUCAAAAACAUUGGUAUGAUUUAAAAACUACUGAAAAUUUAUAUAUUCAUGAUACCUUUUUCUAUGGUGCUAUUGGCCCUGUAGGAGGAAGCCGUCAAUUGAUUUAUCCAAGAAUGUUACGUCAUUAUAACAUUUACUCCAUAAAUGAAUUUUCUAAAGAAAGUAUGACUAAAAUUUUUACAACUUUAUUACAAUUGGGUUGGAGACGAAAUGGAUUUGGUCAGGACACCCAGUCGACAAUUGUUAACAUAAUAGCGGCCACAAUGAACAUAUAUGAACAAGCAGCCGAAGGUCUCAGGCCAACACCAGCAAAAUCGCACUACAUAUUCAAUUUAAGGGAUUUCUCAAGAGUUAUUCAAGGUUGUGCAUUACUUAGAAAAGAAUCGGCUGAUAACAAAAAAACUUUUACUCGCGUUUGGGUUCAUGAAAUAAUGCGCGUGUUUUACGAUCGAUUGGUAGAUGAAACCGAUCGUACAUGGUUUUUUAACUUGUUAAAAACUUCAACUCGUGAUUUCAUGAAAGAAAACUUUGAGUCGGCUUUAGACAUAUAUGCAACUGACAAAGGUGAAGUUACUCAAGAAAGUAUAAAAAGUAUGAUGUUUGGUUGCUUUUUGGAUACCGAUAGUCUUGAAGGUGAAAGACGUUAUGAAGAAAUUCCAUCAAGAGAAUCAAUUUUAAAUGUUGCAACGGCAAUGCUAGCGGAGUAUAAUGCUAUGCAUAAAGCUAAAAUGACAAUCGUGUUGUUUGACUAUGCUUUAGAACAUUUAUCGAAACUUUGCAGACUACUUUCAAUGCCUUCAGGUAAUGCAUUAUUAGUAGGAGUAGGUGGUUCUGGUCGCCAAUCCCUGACACGCUUAGCUGGCACCAUUUUAGGACAGACAGUCUUUCAACCAGAGAUUACAAAAUCUUAUAGUGUCAAAGAUUGGCAAGAUGAUAUUAAAUUAGUGUUACGUGAAUCUGGGGGUCUGAAUAAAGAUACUACGUUCCUAUUUACUGAAAGUCAAAUAAAAGAAGAAGUUUUCAUACAGAACAUGGAUAGUUUACUUAACUCGGGCGAAGUACCUAAUUUAUACGGUUUAGAUGAAAAACAAGAAAUACUCGAAUUAGUACGUUUAGCAGCCCAAGGAGGUAAUAGAAAUCUUGAUAUAAGUCCUUUGCAAAUUUUAGCAUUUUUUGUAGCACGUUGUAAAGUCAAGUUACAUAUUGUCUUAUGCUUCAGUCCGAUAGGGAAUGCUUUUAAAACAAGACUAAGACUGUAUCCUUCAUUAGUAAAUUGCUGUACUAUCGAUUGGUAUGACAGUUGGCCAGAAGACGCUUUGGAAAUGGUCGCCAAUUUUUAUAUGGUUAAAGUUAAUGUGUCGGAUAAGAUAAAAGCAACUGCCGUUAUUAUAUGUAAACAGUUUCAUGUAGAUGCACGUAUUAUAUCCGCUGACUUCUUUAAUCAAUUUGGUAGGAAGACUUAUGUAACCUCUGCCUCUUACCUGAAUUUAAUUAAAUCAUUUACAACACUAACCAACAGAAAGCAACGCGAAUUAAAAGCGGCAAAGUUGAGGUACACAAAUGGUUUAGACAAAUUAGGCCAAGCUGCAGAAGCAGUUUCGAUCAUGCAACAUGAUCUAAAUGCACUAAAGCCACAGCUUAUGGUGAUGGCUGCAAAAUCAGCUAAAAUGAUGCAAGAGAUAGAAGUAGAAACCGCCAUAGCUGAUAAAGCCGCGGCACAAGUAAGAGAGGAUCAAAAAGUUGCUAAUGUACAAGCGGCCGCUGCAGAAGAAUUGAAAAAAGAUUGUGAAGCUGACUUAGCACUUGCAUUGCCAAUUUUGGAAGACGCUAUUGCUGCAUUAAACACUCUAAAGCCUGCAGAUAUAACCAUUGUAAAGUCAAUGAAAAAUCCACCUGCGACGGUUAAAUUGGUGAUGGCGGCAGUAUGUGUAAUGAAGGGUAUACCUCCCGAUAAAAUACCCGAUCCUGACAAUCCGGGUAAGAAAAUGCUUGAUUAUUGGGGUCCCAGUAAACGUAUAUUAGGUGAUAUGGGCUUCUUAGAUUCCUUAAAAAAUUUCGACAAAGACAAUAUUCCUAUUGCCACGAUGGCAAAAAUUAGAAAAGAGUAUUUAUCUCAUAAAGACUUCAAGCCGCACAUAAUAGCCAAGGCAUCUACUGCUGCAGAAGGUCUUUGUAAAUGGAUAAUUGCUAUGGAUAUGUACGAUGCGGUCGCAAAAGUGGUAGCACCGAAAAAGGCAAAACUAGAAGCGGCUGAAAAAGAAUUUUCUGAGACAAUGGCAAUAUUGGAAGAAAAAAAAGCAACAGUAGCACGUUUGGAAGCUAGACUGGCCGAGUUAAAUGAAGCAUUAGAAGAAGCCAAUAUCAAGAAAAAAGCCUUAGAAGAUGAAGUUCAAUUAUGUAUUGAUAAAUUGUAUCGUGCUGAAAAACUUAUUGGCGGACUAGGGGGUGAGAAAGUUCGCUGGACAGCAGCUGCUGCUAACCUUCAAACGUUAUUCGAUAACCUUGCGGGGGAUAUUUUAGUAUCUUGUGGGAUCAUAGCCUAUCUUGCUCCAUUUACACUACCGGUAAGGUUAAAAGUUACCGAUGAAUGGAGAAAACUUAUUAUAGAUUUGGAUAUGCCGCAUUCUCCAACUUAUUUAUUGAAAGAUGUAUUGGGAUCUGAUAUAAAAAUACAAAAUUGGUGUAUUGCAGGUUUACCAAGGGAUUCUUUUUCCGUAGAUAACGGUGUAAUUUUAGAUAAUUCGAUGCGAUGGAGUCUCUUAGUCGAUCCACAGGGUCAAGCAAAUAAAUGGAUUAAAACAAUGGAGAAACCUAACGAUUUACAAAUAAUGAAAUUCACUGAUGGAAAUUAUAUGAAAGUUAUCGAAACUUGCUUGGAAUACGGAAAGCCUGCCUUGAUAGAAUGUGUUCUAGAAGAUGUAGAAGCCCCGUUAGAUCCCAUUUUAAUGAAGAACACUUACAUGCAAGGCGGAAAGGAAUUUAUUGCACUGGGAGACAACGUUAUUGAGUAUCAUCCACAUUUCAGGCUUUACAUGACAACUAAAUUAAGAAAUCCGCAUUAUCUACCCGAAGUAUUCAAUAAAGUCACUUUGAUAAACUUUGCUUUGACAAAGGAAGGCUUAGAAGAUCAACUGCUUGGAAUAGUAGUAGCUAAAGAGCGCCCUGAUUUACAAGAAAAACGGGAACAAUUGAUUGUACAAGGUGCUGCAAAUCGUUCCGCACUUAAACAGGUUGAGGAUGACAUCUUGCGAACAUUACAAGAAACUAAAGGUGAUAUUUUAGAAGACGAAACGGCGAUUGAAGUUCUAGACUCUUCUAAACUUUUAGCCGUCGACAUUAUGAAAAAACAGGAAGCUAGCUUAGAAACUGAAGAAAUCAUUGAAAAAUUCAGAUUAGGUUAUAGACCAAUAGCGUCACACUCAGCCGUUCUGUACUAUUGUGUAACUGAAUUACCUAAUGUUGAUCCAAUGUAUCAGUAUUCACUCACCUGGUUUAUCAAUUUGUAUAUAUUAUCUAUUGAGAAUGCUAAUAAAUCUAAAGACUUAGAUAAAAGAUUAAAGUUUUUAAAGGAAACAUUUACUUACAAUUUAUACAGCAAUGUAUGCCGAUCACUGUUUGAUAAAGAUAAACUUAUGUUUUCAUUUAUUAUGUGCUCUAAAAUGAUGUUAUCCAGUAACGAAAUGAAUCAUGAGGAAUAUGUUUUCCUUAUAACUGGAGGUAUUGCAGUUGAAAAUCCAUUGAAGAAGCCAGUUGAUUGGAUACCCGAUAAAGGUUGGGACGAAAUAUGUCGAAUAAAUGAUUUGACUGUAUAUAAAGGAUUUCAAAAAAGUUUUGUUGACUCACCAAGUAAAUGGAAAGAAGUUUACGAUGAACUAGAGCCUCAUAAUAAGCCACUGCCGCUGGGAUGGGAAGAAAAGUUAACCGCCUUUCAAAAGUUAUUGAUUAUUCGUAUGUUGAGGCCUGAUAAACUAACCAUCGCGAUUUCUGAAUUUGUAGAAAGGCAAAUGGGUCGAAAAUAUAUAACUCCCCCGCCAUUUGAUAUUGGAAAAUCGUUUGGCGAUUCAAAUUGCUUAGCUCCUUUAAUUUUUAUAUUAUCUCCGGGUUCAGAUCCCAUGGGAGCUCUAAUUAAAUAUUGUGAGAAGAUGGGCUUUUCACAUCGAUUUAAUUCAAUUUCUUUAGGCCAAGGUCAAGGACCUAUUGCAAGAGCUAUGAUAGAAAGGGCGCAAUUAGAAGGAGGCUGGGUUUGUUUGCAAAAUUGUCAUUUAGCUGUUUCCUGGCUUCCAGUACUUGAAAAAAUAGUUGAAAAUUUUGACCUGACAAAUACCGAUUUAAGUUUUAGAUUAUGGCUUACUAGCUAUCCAUCUGAUAAAUUUCCCCAAUCUGUACUCCAAGUAGCAGUCAAAAUGACCAAUGAAGCUCCUACUGGGCUACAGCAUAAUUUAUUUAGAUCGUAUAUGUCGGAACCAUUAAAAGAACAAGAAUUUUUCGAAGGAUGUCCUGAGAAAGAUAAACCUUUCAGCAAGCUCCUGUACGGUAUAAGCUUUUUUCAUGCUGUGGUUCAAGAAAGAAAAAAAUUCGGCCCUUUGGGUUGGAAUAUUCAAUAUGGUUUUAAUGAUUCCGAUUUUCAAAUAUCUGUAAUGCAACUACAAAUGUUUUUAAAUCAGUAUGAAGAAAUACAAUAUGUAGCUAUAAAAUAUUUGACCGGAGAAUGCAACUAUGGCGGAAGAGUGACCGAUGAUUGGGAUCGAAGAUUAAUAGUUACUAUAUUAGAUAAUUAUGUUAAUCCCGGUGUAGUAAGUGAUCCUAACUAUUUGUUUUGUGACAUUGGACCUCAGUACGGGUUGCCUCGUAGAUGUGAAUAUCAAGACUACCUCAAGCAUAUCGAAAUCGUACCUGUGUCUCCGCCGCCAGAAGUGUUCGGCUUACAUAUGAAUGCCGGAAUAACAAGAGAUUAUUCUAUUUCUUUGGAGCUCACUUCAACAUUAGUCCUUGUCGAAGGUGGAGGUAGCGGCGCGGAAGGUGGAAAUACUGAAGUCAUACUUGUUCAAAUGGCUUCUGAAAUUUUAUCUAAACUCCCCACGACAUUCGAUACUGAGGUGGCUCAAAAAAAAUAUCCAGUCGAUUACAAUGAAUCGAUGAACACUGUCCUUAUUCAAGAAAUGGAAAGAUUUAACAAAUUGCUUAACGAAGUUAUAAGAUCUCUUUUAGAUUUGCAGAAAGCUGUGAAAGGUCUUAUUGUUAUGUCCCCGGCUUUGGACAUGAUGGCUAAUGCAAUGCUGCUGGGUAGGAUACCAGAGAAUUGGUCUAAACUAUCGUACCCCAGUUUGAAACCGCUGCCGAGUUACGUUCUCGAUUUAGUCGAACGCUUGUCUAUGUUACAAAAAUGGUAUGAAAACGGUAAGCCUCCUACUUUUUGGCUGUCAGGGUUUUUCUUUACUCAAGCUUUUCUCACCGGCUCAAUCCAAAAUUACGCAAGAGCUAAAAAAAUUCCAAUUGAUUUGUUGAUAUUUGAUUUUGAAGUUCGUAAAGUUGAUUACGAAACGACUGCCGCAGAAUGGGGAGUUUACGUGGAGGGUAUCUUUAUCGACGGCGGCCGUUGGGAUCGCAACGAACACGUUGUGGCUGAACAGUAUCCAAAGAUAUUGCACGACACAAUGCCCGUCAUAUGGUUAUUUCCUAAACUUAAAACUGAGUUUGUAGAAGGUACGCGAUACAAAUGUCCCUUGUAUAAGACGUUAGAGAGAAAGGGGGUCUUAGCCACAACUGGUCAUUCUUCUAAUUUUGUAUUAGCUUUUUAUUUGCCAUCGGAUAAACCAUCCUCUCAUUGGGUUCAAAGAAGUGUAGCUUUAAUUUUACAGCUAGAUAAUUAG
Molecule: messenger RNA, 11802 nt
Organism: Papilio machaon (common yellow swallowtail)
Lineage: Eukaryota; Metazoa; Arthropoda; Insecta; Lepidoptera; Papilionidae
Gene: Dhc62B
Product: dynein axonemal heavy chain 12
Exons: 2
Coding region: 1-11802 (3933 amino acids)
Biological process (GO): microtubule-based movement
Cellular component (GO): dynein complex
Molecular function (GO): ATP hydrolysis activity; ATP binding; dynein light intermediate chain binding
Source: RefSeq, a predicted model, not a curated record